UUGCGUCACGGGGGCUUGAGUGGCAUUUUUCUUUUAUAACCCAACUGGUACUUUAUUGUCGAACCCUAAAAGAAUCCAUCACACUCUGGCGUGGCUAACCAUCAAAUCUGGGGAAAAAAAGGAAGAAAAGUGUGGACGCAACAGAUGAUCCAGCACGUGGAAGCACAGCCCUGCAGGUUACCACUGGGGGGAGACCUCGAUGUAAAGCAGUCCACUGAAAUUAAGCUACAAGUACUGGAGAAGGAAUGCAGUGAGAUGAAGGAACAAAAUGCAAAACUGAUUGCAGAGAGCAAGUUGCAACUACAGCACGUAGAGGAAACCGUUGAGGAGUAUUCCAAUGUCAUCAAGGAUCUCAGGCUGGCAAACCAGGAGUUGAGGAAUCACUUGGAGGACAGAGAGGACGAGGCCUUGCUAACUGUUCUCAGUGGUUUGAUGGAGAAAAAAAAGGAAUCGCAUUUUGCGGAAAUGUCUUUGGCAGAGGAACUCAAGCUUUUAGCCACUCCAAGUGAAAUGAUGGUACCCUCCACGGAUACAAGUCAAGAGGAAACAGACGCAAAUGAAACUACCAGACCUCCCACCAACUUGCAACAAACAAACUGGUGCACACAGGCCAAGGAAUCUUCCACCCAGAAGGUGUUUAUCAUCUGUAUGGCCAUAAUUGCUAUUUUGGUUAUUCUGGCUGCAGGAAGUUAUGCACAAUAUUUCGAUUUUCUUCCGGUCCACCACCUAUGGAGGAUAGUGCGCCUGAUGUUACAACCCUACUUUCAUUUACACUAUGGAGCCUUGCCUCCUGUCUGAGCCAAGCAAUUCUUUUUGUUGUCAUUUCUUGGUGAAUACCGUGUUUUCAGUUCUUUUAGUGGUUGAAAAAUACCGGCAUGUUUUGUCUGAAAGUCAAGUGAUCUAAUUUCAGUCAGACUUCAAGUUGAAAACCUGUUACAUUGCCUCAGUAUGUGAUGCCUUGUGUAGGAGUAUUGACAAUAUGGUCACAAUUCUUUGUUACUAAAG
Messenger RNA from Syngnathus typhle (broad-nosed pipefish), 1005 nucleotides. RefSeq lists its product as uncharacterized. The transcript has 8 exons. The record is from RefSeq and is a predicted model, not a curated record. NCBI's taxonomy places the organism in Eukaryota, Metazoa, Chordata, Actinopteri, Syngnathiformes, Syngnathidae. Bases 145 to 798 code for a protein of 217 amino acids.